Messenger RNA from Oncorhynchus mykiss (rainbow trout), 4043 nucleotides. RefSeq names its product growth/differentiation factor 10. The record is from RefSeq and is a predicted model, not a curated record. Gene Ontology annotation, cellular component: extracellular region. Lineage: Eukaryota; Metazoa; Chordata; Actinopteri; Salmoniformes; Salmonidae. Gene Ontology annotation, molecular function: growth factor activity; cytokine activity. Gene Ontology annotation, biological process: positive regulation of osteoblast differentiation.
CUGAGGCUGAUAUGAUCUUGCUUGGGCUAUGUAGUGAAAACCUUAAGACAAUCCUUGCUUUAGUGAGUGCUUCAGGAGCAGGGGCCUUUUAGUGCUGUUGCAGGACAUGUAAAGCGUGGUGUGAAAGGCCUCAGUGAUUCCCGUCGGGCCAGUAGAAGGUAUUUUAAUGGCUCACUGACCCCAGUAGCCAGGCUGUCACCACCUCUCUCACAGGGUCCGCAUUGUGCUGCUGUUAACUAGACAUCAAGACCCCAGAAACGCAGGAGGCUCCAGCAGGCCCCUCUGACCGAGGGGCCACAAAAGAAUGAAAUGGAAGAAAAACAAGAGCACCUCACAAAAGGUCUUAACAUCACAUGGUUGGCUGGAGAGACCAGGAAGGGAGAUAUGUCUUUACAUAUCGGCAUGCCACCGAAACAUCAAUUCUUCAUGCAACUCUUCACUACAAGGGAGUGCCCUGUGCCCCAGUCAUUAUGUGAUCAUCAUGCCUAUGUUUAUCCAGAAUGGAAUGGAAUAGACAUUAUAGUUCAAACAGUCAAAAUGAAUUUAAUUAGUGAGGUUUAGAGUGUAAAUGCUUUUUUUAAAUGAUGUAUGAAAACCUUUAAUAGUAAUAUAAUAUAAUUCCUGUUUUCAUAGUUGCAAUAUCUAAAGUACUGUAAAUUUAACAGCAGCCAGCACAUACAGUUAUUCUACAAUGUGGGAGAUCUGCGGACUUGACUCUCUCGUUGGCUGGGCGCUGCAAAGCGUCACCAUCUGUCACUGCUAAAGCAGUAGUCUACCCCCUGGUCUCUCUGUCAGUAAGAAAACAGUGUGGAGCAAAACGCUGUGAAGUUUGCCAUACGACUUACCGAUUUAAAUGUUGACCUCAAAUCUACAUAUGAGUAAAAAGAAAAACAACUAAUCAAGCGCGUCCUGGAAUUGCACUGCCGAGAGCUGUGGAUGAUUUUUCUCACAUUUUGGCACAUUCAAACACUAAAGAAAGACGGUACUUGAUGGAAUAAUUCGUUUUGCAUCGAAAAUAUGACGAAGAUAUUAUUACAUCUGGUGCAUUUGAUGUUAUUUUUUCAUUCCGGAAUCGGGGAAGUUUUAUCAGAGGAGCCAUUCGAAAUUACGCAGCAGGACAGCGAUAUCCACGAAACUACCGAUGGCACCUCCUCGCGCGAAAGCGCACGGUGGGACAUGGUCUCCAUCAAUAUGUUUAAAGUCUAUGAAAAGUACAGUAAGGAACCACAACGCCAUCGAGACGAAAAUACCGUCAGAAGUUUUAAGGCUAUUCCAGGAGUCUCCAAGAACAGUGUGUGGUUCCAUUUCAACCUGUCGUCCAUCCAGGAGUCGGAGGACAUCCUGUCCGCCACAUUCCACUUCCUGGACCAGCGUCCCCGCCACCGACCCUGGAUCUGCCGGCGCUCCCGAAGCGCUUCCUGUCGCCUUCAGUGGCAUCCCCCAUCCCAGCUCCUCUUCCGAGGAACGUCCCCAAACUCUGCCUUUGCCUCCCUGCUGGGCAACGUCACCCUGCCCCCUCCCAGGAGAGGGUCCUGGCAGACAAGUGAUGUCUCCGCUGUAGUCAAAGAGGCCAGCAUCCUGGGAGUCUUCCUCAUUACCGCUGAGUUUGACUUCGGGAUGAGGCCCCAGAGGAACCAGGAACGCCUUUCUCCAGCCAUCCUACCGUACGUCCUGGCGUAUGCCAACGACAUGGCCAUAUCUGAGCCCAACAGUGUGGCCAUGACCCUGCAGAGGUACGGGCCUUUCCCUUCGGGCGAGGAGCCCACCCGGUCAUCCAACGAAUCUCCUCCAGCCUCUAGGCUGAAAAGAGAAGCAUUGUCCCCCCUGGACCAAAUACUGGACAAUGACCUGCCUGAGGUCCAGUUCAACACCCUGAAGAGCCAUGAGCUAUGGGAGAGCACUUAUUUGGUUCCCAAGAUCAAGCCCUCAAUGAAAGAUGGGCAAAAGCAUGGCCAGGAGAGCAGUGAGGGGUUGAAUAAGCCCCAGGUGCUGAGCUUUGAUGAGAGGACGAUGAAGAAGGCUCGCAGGAGACAGUGGAGUGAACCCAGGGUCUGCGCCCGACGCUACCUGAGAGUGGAUUUUGCAGACAUCGGCUGGAGCGAGUGGGUGCUAGCCCCGAAAGCCUUUGAUGCCUACUACUGUGCAGGCACCUGCGGAUUUCCUAUUCCUAAGGUUGCCCGGCCCUCGAACCACGCCACCAUCCAAAGCAUUGUGAGGGCGGUGGGAAUCGUUCCCGGCAUUCCGGAGCCCUGCUGUGUUCCGGACAGGAUGAGCUCUCUGAGUGUUCUCUUCCUGGACCCCAGCCGGAACAUGGUGUUGAAGGUUUACCCCAACAUGUCUGUGGAGACCUGCGCCUGCCAGUAGAACCACCCGGAAGGAGCCUCAAUGCAUAAUGCAUGAGCCAGAGUACAAUGAAUCAGACAGAGUGGAGCAGAAGAGACAUUCAGUCAGUACAGUAAAAAAGACAGAAAUCUUUGGAUGAGGCUGCAAUGGAUAAACCCACCAUGGAGGGAGAUCUGGAUUAUAGAUAAGAGUUUCUGGAUUAUAGAUAAGGGUUUCUGGAUUAUAGAUAAGGGUUUCUGGAUUAUAGAUAAGGGUUUCUGGAUUAUAGAUAAGGGUGGCGAGAUGCAGAGAACGCCGUGUCUGACCAUCAGAUUAGUGUGAUUCACACAGACAUUUCCUUGUCAUUCAGCAGCUCAACUGUAGUUGAAUUUGGGCCUGUAUCACUGUCAGUUCCAAGUCUUCAGCCAUCCAGAGCUCUUGAUGUAUACACGGAUUCCAAAGUAACUCAAAUGAUGGACCCUAUUGCCAUGUACUGGACUUCGGUGGAGGCUGGUGGGAGUAGCUACAGGAGGGCGGGCUCCUUGCAAUGGCUUGAAUGGAAUAGAUGGAAUGCUAUCAAACACAUGGAAACGACAUGUACGACUCAGUUCCAUUUACUCAGCCAUUGCAAUGAGCCCCUACUCCUAUAGCUCCUCCCACCAGCCUCCACUGCUGCACUUAGACUAUUGGACUCAGGUGAGCUUUAGAUGUGAUGUCUUCGUACGGUACAACACUCAAAAGUGGAACCUCUGUAAAUAAUAAUGUAACUAAUACAACUAAAUAAGACUUAUUUCUGUAAAUAAUUGCUGGGAUCUUAAACUAUGUUUUGCCUGUAGUGUUCACUAGUUGUGCAGUUUGAAUUAAUCUGUCAACAUAAAUGGUUAAUACAUGAGUGAAUGUACUGUUAUAAUAAAUAAUCCCAUGUUGUUUUCUGACAUGUCAUGUUUGCAUAAAUUUGAAUCAGGAAUCCAUUGUCGUCAUUUUCAGCGAAGAAAAUGGAGAUAGACAGCACAUUCCUGCCACCUGCUGUUUUGAAAUAGAAAAUAGUUUUCAAAAAAUGGCCAUUUGAAGAGGUAGACCUGAUAUUGAUUGUUUUGAUCUUAUUGACGGAAAGAUCGGGAGAGCUUAAUUACUUAUAGACCACUAGUGCAAAGUCAUUACAUUCAAAAUUGUCAGCAUCAGACUGUAGUUGAUUAACGUCAAACUACCACAAAAGUCUUGAGAAUAUUGUGCCAUGUAAUUUCUAUUCCAACAUUGUGAAUUGUGCAUUUAUCUUUUGUUUAGGCUUUGUCUGGUUUUGAUCAUGUGUGCUUUAAUUGCCCAAAUAUGGCCUAGAUUGACUCAAAACUUAAAUGGAAAUAAACUGAAUGCUCUAUAAAGUGGAGUACAUGAAUAAUGAGAACCCUGGGAGAUUGGUUGGGGUUGUUUUAUUUUAUGAUGACCUUGUCCUGAGUCGUCAUAGGCUGCGUUUACACAGGCUGCCCAAUUCUGAUCUUUUUUUCACUUGUUGGUCUUUUGACCAAUCAGAUCAGCACUGAAAAAGAUCGGAUGUGAAAAACUCUGAUGUGAUUGGUCAAAAAAACAAUCAGUGGAAAAAAAGAGCAUCCUACAUAUUUACAGUAUUAGCCAAGCAGCUAAUAUUAGAAUUACAGGAAUGUUUAGGGAAUAGGAAUGCGUUACUCAUUUCAGACUCAAAUAAAGAAAGUACCUUAAUCACCAAA